CAUCUUCCCACCAGUCACCCACCUUCUUACAGAAUCAUCAAUUCAGUAAAGCUUAUGCGAUUGCCCAAUUCCUUCUGUGGCGGGACUAGAUGUGGUUGGCUCCAUCAAUCUACAGGGGAAUCUUUGCAUACCUAGUCAAUUGUCAGCUAUCAGAAAAUACCCAUGGGAUAGUUCCCAAUACCAUGAGAGUCAAUCCCCAAUGAUAUUUGUUAGAGUCUAACUAACAAAUGAAAAUGUUUGUUAAAAUAUGAUAGAGACUGAAGAAAGUCACAUCUUCUCUAUCAUAUCAGACUUUGUUCUCAAAGACUGAGAUCUUCUGUGAUGUAGCUGGUGAUGAUUUGUAGUGAUGAGAGAUGUUGAUGUCCUGCCCUCCCAUGUCUCAAGUGCCUUGUAGGCCUAUUGGUCUUAGCAACCAAUCAUUACUGCAUCUUGGUUGCUAUGCUAAAAGGUCGACAACACAGGCAGCGACCAUCACCUACAGCUGAGACCCCUCUUUAGUUAUCAUUUCUGAACCCUCCCUUCUGCUUUUGCUUUGCUUUUAGAGGUACUCUGCCAUCACAAUCUGAGAAUAACUCAGUGAAAGGAAGGGCUUCAUUAAAGGAAUACAAAUAGGAGAAGACUGCCAUUCUGCCAAUACCCGAGCACCAGUCCAUUUCAAAUAGGCAGUUUAGUUCUCUUGGUUAUCUUUUGAAUAUGUCCCAAGAGUAUGGUCCCAGGCGACCUCACUCAGUCACGGCCCCAAUGUAUGCGCAACAAGGGAUAAUCAUGAACUCAAUGGCACUCCUCGGAGCAGAGCAUCAAAACCAUGUUAGCAACCUUAAUAUUACAAGCCCAUCGACGACCACGGCAGCAACCACAGCGAAACGGAGCCGUAAAAGACGGACACCCCUCCACAAAGCGGAAGUUAAGGAAUUAGCGGACCAGCGCUGUUCUGCUCCGAAGCUCGAUGUUGACAACCGCGUGGUUGAACGACUGAAAAAGUGUAUUCAAAAAGCCAAUCAUCCGAAUACUUCUGAAGCUGAGGCUAAGGCGGCGCUCUUUUUGUCGUCAAAGCUCAUGACACAGUACAACAUCAGUAUGCUUGACGUGCUGAACGCGGACGACAAGCAAGAAGAUGGGCUGCACAAGCAUGGGGGCCAAAGCAUCGUUGAGAUUAGAAAAUCGCGCCAAUUAAACGCAAGACCGAACAAUGAAGGUUUUGUUAGCAUUGUUGCACAUGCAAUGGAUACCUUUUUUGAUUGCAAACACUACUCUACUCAAGGGAUGUGGUAUAUCAGAUGGACGUUCUAUGGUAUUGCCCUGAAUACUGUCUCUGCUGCCAUGGCUUUCGAGAUGGUUUACAAUCUAAUAUCAAACUGGGCAUGUGAUCAGAAAGGUGGGAGUUCGGCCUACAGCUAUAGCAUGGGCGUAGCACGCGGUCUUCUCUGUAUGGCGCGAGAAGACAAGACGCUGCAAGCUACGCGUGCUCAGAAGGAAGAGGCUGAACGUCUAGCAACUGAGGAACUCCGUGAGCAGCAACAUCGGCAACAAGAAUUAGGGCGGCUUGGAGUUUCCGAACAGCUUGACGGGAAUCCGACUGGAACAUCACGGUUGGCGGAGGACAGCGGUGAAGCCCCUUACAAAGCUCACCAUAGCGACGAUGAUUGCGACGAAGAGGAUGAUCAGGGUGGCCCCACAAAAUUUGAGGGAGUCUCUUUGGGCGAUGUGUCAAUGACUGGAUUUGAUGAGGACAUCAAAGCCGAUUUCUCAAUGCAGGACGAUGAAGACGUUAAUGUUCUUGGGGAUUGGGAUGAGCAGAUGGCGAAACUCGUGAAAAAGGAACCGUCCGACCCGGACGAUAUGAGCGCUUUGCAGAAUUUAAAUGUAGCAUGGUCGUCCGAAACACAAUUGAUCAGGUUCCAGGAGACAGCAAGCCAAGUUGCUGAUGAGUUUUUACAAGAGCAAGGUGUCAAAUUAAGCCAUCGCAAUACAAGAAGAGCUGGUGUGCGCGACCCCAACGCGUACAACCAAGGGAAGAGAGAUAGCAGAAAGAUCAAUGUUCGUCAAAAACAACUGGAGCAUUAG
This is a messenger RNA of Coccidioides posadasii C735 delta SOWgp, 2064 nucleotides long. RefSeq lists its product as uncharacterized. Lineage: Eukaryota; Fungi; Ascomycota; Eurotiomycetes; Onygenales; Onygenaceae. The record is from RefSeq and is a predicted model, not a curated record.